GGAAGGGGGGCCCAACUCCCUGGCGGGUUUGUCUUAAUGGAGGCGGGGUUGGGGCCGCCUUCUUUGCGGGAGUGCAGGGGGAUGACGCCCUGGGGGCUCAGGAGCGCUGGCAGCGGACGGGGGUGCACACGCACUACACGGGGUCCUGGAGCACCUGAGGCACCCGGGACUGGGCCCCUCGCCCGCAGACCAAUUCUGGGGUUGCGCGCUCGGCGCCAGCGCCACACGUGCGCACGCGCACAGUCGUGCAUAGGUAACGGCGAGCGCGUCGCUAACGGUCGCAGCCAGGCUCGGCGCUCCAGUCCCAGGAAUUCCGUGCGCGUCAUGUCAAGUCCAACUCCUCUGCACACCUGGGGAAAAGACGGGGCAGGAAACCUGCGGGAAGAAGGGGGAGGGACAGUGCUGGCAUCUGCCUCCUGCCCCGGGACCCUGAAACGUGAGGCACGCCCCGUUUGAAGCGGGCACCAGAGGCUGCCAGGCGUUGCGAGCACGAAACUGCCCACUAACCCGACCCCUCUUACUGCCCCGCGGGCAUGCGUCGCGUGGCUCCUGGUUUCUGUAGUCUAUGCGGCCUCCAGGAGGCUGCUGUGUCUGCGGGAUCCGAGGCUGUGUCCGGAUCGAGCGUGUGCCCACGUGGGAGCGCCCCGGGAGCCGUGCAAAGCGCCCGGGGAAACCCUGGGCUUCUAGUGGUGGACAUUGCACAGCGCGGGUUCACGUGCUCUGUACGCUGGGGCCUGCGUGCGGCCACCCGUCGUGGGACGGGCCAACGACUGGUUCCAGGACAGCGUGCGGAGCGUCUUUCCGGGAUCCCACGGUGGGCUGGCUCGACCCGCGGACGAUUCGCUGCGCGUGCGCGGCGAGACCCACCCGAUCGCCCGCCACGGCCCCUUUAAGAGUGGAGGGGGCGCGCGCGGCGGGAGAGGAGCGCGCGCUUCCCGGAACAGCUGCGUGCAGGAAAAAGCCCAGAAAACCCGACCUGCAGCCGGAGUCCCAAAGGUGGAGCCGCCGGGGCCGCCAGAACCGCCGCCGCGGCCGUCGGGAGCUCCUGCGCGCGGACGAUGCCCAGCGCGGCGGCGCGGGGCUCGGGGUGCUGAGGCCAGGGGACACGGGGUAGCCAUGGCGACGGCCUGCGCGACCCGCCGCGCCGCCUGACAGGUGGGACCGGGCCGGCCGGCACAACAUGUACGCCAAGGGGAGCAAAGGGUCGGCUGUGCCCUCAGACAGCCAGGCCCGCGAGAAGCUGGCGCUGUAUGUGUAUGAGUACUUGCUGCACAUGGGGGCCCAGAAAUCAGCACAGACUUUCCUCUCCGAGAUCCGGUGGGAGAAGAACAUCAUGCUGGGGGAACCCCCGGGGUUCCUGCACUCCUGGUGGUGCGUGUUUUGGGACCUGUACUGCAUGGCGCCCGACUGCCGGGAGGCCUGCGCGCCCUCGAGUGAGCCCAAGGCGUUUCCCGACUUUAGCCCUGCAGCGGGCCCUAAGCCUAUGGUGGGGGGCUUGGUCCCUGGGGAUGUGAUGGCAGCCGGACCCUUGGCCCCUGGCUUCUUCCAGCCCUUCAUGUCCUCGCGGUUCCCAGGGGGCCCCUGGCCCACCCUGCGGAUGCCGAGUCAGCCUCCUGUGGGCCUCCCAGGUCCUCAGCCCCUCCUCCCCAGUUCCAUGGACCCCUCUCGCGCUCAGGAGAGUGCCUCCACCCCGGGCCAUGGCUGGCCUUGGGCCGCAGGUAAGGGCAGGCCAGGGAGUGGGGGGCUGGGCUCCCUCCUUUUGGCCCCUGUCAUGCCCUUUUCACCUUCACAGAGCUAUGGCGGGGGCUUGCGGCCACCCCCCCAUGCCGUCAGCGGCCCGGCCCUGCCCCCCUCGAGCAUGAGCCCAGUGGGCCGAGGCCCCUGGACCAGCCCGGGGGACAACUCGGCCCCCUACCCAUCGUCUUCCCCUGGCAGCUACACUGGACCCCCAGGAGCAGGCAGGCCCUCGGGAACACCCAUCCUGCCCAGCCCUGGAGACUCCAGCGCAUCCAGUGAGAACACGUACACCGUCAUGAACCCCGUGAGCGCCAGCAGGGCUAACUUUCCACUUGGGCCGGCCCCUGAGGACCCCCUGAUGGCGCUGAGCGCCCUGGAGGCUCACCACGCCAACGGAUCCCUGGGAUCCGGUGACAUGGAUGGGCUGCCCAAGAACUCCCUGGGCUCGGUGGCGGGCCUGAGCAAUGCCCUGGGCACCCCGCGGGAUGAUGGCGAGAUGGCACCCGCUGGGACCUUCCUGCAUUCAUUCCCUAGUGAAAGCCUCUCUCCUGGCAUGACCGUUAGUGUGUGAAGGGCACUGCCCAGCGGCCCUGCCCAGUCACAGGCUGCAGGGAGUCAGCGCAUGGAUAUGCUUUCAGCUGGCGAAGCACUAAAUGCUCUGGACCGGGCCUGCAGCCCUGCAGCCCGGUGGGGGACGGGCGGGGGCCCUGUUGGGGCUGG
Sorex araneus (European shrew) is the source of this 2457-nucleotide messenger RNA. It is a transcript of the gene SSBP4, whose product is annotated as single stranded DNA binding protein 4. The transcript is spliced from 16 exons. The coding region runs from base 1181 to 2308 and encodes 375 amino acids. Gene Ontology annotation, cellular component: nucleus. Gene Ontology annotation, molecular function: protein binding; single-stranded DNA binding. NCBI's taxonomy places the organism in Eukaryota, Metazoa, Chordata, Mammalia, Eulipotyphla, Soricidae. The record is from RefSeq and is a predicted model, not a curated record. Gene Ontology annotation, biological process: positive regulation of transcription by RNA polymerase II.